Messenger RNA from Megalops cyprinoides (Indo-Pacific tarpon), 358 nucleotides. It is a transcript of the gene rpl38, whose product is annotated as ribosomal protein L38. Gene Ontology annotation, biological process: protein-RNA complex assembly; translation. Gene Ontology annotation, cellular component: cytosolic large ribosomal subunit; ribosome. Gene Ontology annotation, molecular function: structural constituent of ribosome. The transcript has 5 exons. Bases 90 to 302 code for a protein of 70 amino acids. The record is from RefSeq and is a predicted model, not a curated record. Lineage: Eukaryota; Metazoa; Chordata; Actinopteri; Elopiformes; Megalopidae.
UUAAUAUAUAAACUAAACUGACGCGGAAGUCCCGCCCCUUUUACCCCUCGCUGGCGAGUUGUGCUCCUGUGUCCAGCAAGCACAGAAACAUGCCUCGUAAAAUCGAAGAAAUCAAAGAUUUCCUUCUCACGGCCAGGAGGAAGGAUGCUAAGUCUGUCAAGAUCAAGAAGAACAAGGACAAUGUGAAAUUCAAGGUGCGCUGCAGCCGGUACCUGUACACCCUGGUCAUCACUGACAAGGAGAAGGCUGAGAAGCUGAAGCAGUCACUGCCCCCAGGUCUGGCAGUGAAGGAACUGAAGUGAACAUCGUCUCAGUGUACAGAAAAUGUAUUGUAAUAAAAAUUGCUAAAAAAGGAGAA